Messenger RNA from Bombus huntii, 5519 nucleotides. Its product is annotated as zinc finger protein 184-like. The record is from RefSeq and is a predicted model, not a curated record. NCBI's taxonomy places the organism in Eukaryota, Metazoa, Arthropoda, Insecta, Hymenoptera, Apidae. Bases 315 to 3089 code for a protein of 924 amino acids. Gene Ontology annotation, molecular function: RNA polymerase II cis-regulatory region sequence-specific DNA binding; DNA-binding transcription factor activity. Gene Ontology annotation, biological process: regulation of transcription by RNA polymerase II. The transcript has 3 exons.
UUAAUGCCCACAGUGCUGCUCAUGGUGGUGUCCGAGUUUGAACGGUAUUUUUUCUCUCUGUGCAAGUUUAUAUGUGUAUAAAAAAAAUUUACAUUCUAUUUUGACGCGAACUAUUAACAAAAGAAAACAUGUACUGGAUGCAAGUGAAUAAUGAGUGAAUAAUAAGUGAAUAAUAAGUGAGUGUAAACAACUUUUAAGAUCAUGCAAACAGUUGGUCUAAUAAUAAUAAUAAUUUCAUAAAGCAAAUAGCCCGAGUGUUAAUUUGCGUACGCCCCGUUGAUGCAAUCUCCGUGGAUAUAAAAUUGGACAACAAAAUGGACCCUUCUGAAUAUGCAAUAACAAUAAAAAAAGAGCCAAUCGAUCCAGAGAUCUGCGAUGAUUUGUCGCCAGUUGAUACAAAUACAGGGAAUAAAAAUGAAACAGCGACGUUUAAAGGUGAAUCUUCGGACGACGUUUAUUGUAACAAUGAAGAAUCCGCGUUUCCUCAAGAAAGUACGUAUUUAGAAAAUAACAAAUCGGAUCCUGAUAAACGAAAAAGUAAACAUAAAGUACCUUCAAACAACAGAAUAAGUUGCAAUGUUUGUUUGUUAACUUUUCAAGCUAAACAUUUAUUGGAACUGCAUAAUAAAUUAUAUAGCUGUAAUGUAUUUAAGUGUGAUAAUUGCACUGCAAUCUUCACUAUGCAUAUUUCGUUAAUACGUCAUUUAAAGAAGCGAUGUUGUACGAAAAAAUUGUCUGGAUAUAAGUGUAAUUUUUGUAACCGAAAGUUUUCCUAUAAAAGACAUGUCCAGUCUCAUUUAUUCCAUGCGCAUGGGAACGCAAUAUUUUCUGGUGGAAGCAAAAUUAUGAAAACAUCUCCUGAAUCGUUAGGAAAGUCGAAUCAUUCGGAUGAUAUAGUCAUGGCAGAAUCAAAAACUUCACACAGUCCCUGCUCAAAGAACGUAAAUAGCUCAAUAAAUAUAUCUUUGAAACUAUCUAAUGACUCAAAGAAUACAUCCACCAAGGAUUCGAGCAGCAAGAUCAAGUUUACGCAUCCGAAAUGGUUAAACGAUUCGCAUGGUACACCUUCGAAAAGAAUGAAGCAAUCCGUCCUUACAGACUUCAUAUCGACGUACAAAGACAAACCGAAUGACAGAUGGGUUAGCCCGGAAAAAGUUAUCGAUACGGAGAAUAUUCCUGUUACUGCGACUAUUAUUCCAACUUUAACGCUCGAGACAUUUAGUAACAAGACAUCAACGGCUGCAGAAGUUAUUCAGAUGUCUACUUCUGUUAAGCGAAUCGAAUCUCCUGUUAGGAAAAGAUCAUUUGUUCAAAUUCGUGUGAAUUUAAAGACAAUGAUAUCUUUAUUAAGGAACGAAAUAAAAGCUGAAUCUGAAAGCUCUAAUACCUCGCACAAUAUGUCUUACAACCUUAGGCCAGUGAAAAGAUGUUCUUCUUUAUAUGAUUCUUACGAUUUAUUGGAGUGUAAAGAAUGUGUGGUCCGCUUGGAGAAAUGCGACAAAUUCUUGGAGCCUUCUAGUUUUGUGUCAAACGAAGAUGAAGACGAAGACGAAGUCGAAGACAACAACAAACAAGCAGUAUCGAAAAAUGUGAAAGAGGAAUUUGAAGGUUUUCGCGAAACAAGCUCGACAUGUAACAUGCCUUUGAAAGCUGACACGAUUGCGUCAAAGCGAUUCAAUGAAUUUGUAAAAUCUUUCGCUGAUAGAUUAAUCGUACUUCAACAAGAAUCGGUUGAAUUUCAGAAGAACUUUAAAGUCUGUCAGCAGAAAAUAAUUCAAUGUCAUAUUUGUAAAAAAUCGUUUUCUUCGAAGAAAAACCUGCGCGAGCACAUGAAAUUGUUCCAUACGAUUUACAUUUCGAGCAUAUGCAACGCGCGUUACACGUCCAUGAAUAAGUUACUAACUCACUAUCUACGUCAGCAUGGUGUGUUUAAACGAAGGGAAUGUUGCGUGUGUUAUGAGAAGUUUGACACGUCGGCACUGUUGAAGCGGCACAUGAUUCUGCAUUGUUUGAAGACCAUAAGAUCAAAAAAGGACGCUUCACCGGUUGAUGUUGAAAUAAAUUGCAAUGCAUUCAAGAAACAACACAAAUGCAAAGGUUGUCGCAAACGAUUUUGGCUAUACUCAUGUUUGAAACAACACGAGAAUGUAUGUCGUCGAAUGAAAGUGUUAAGAAAUAAACAACGUGUACCUCGUGUAAACCAUUUGUCUCGGUCCUUGAAAGAACCAAGUGACAUGGAACUCGGCAUAGUACAGUCGCCUGAUUUGGAACAAACGUUGGAUGUUUCGGGUGGGACGACAAGAUCUUUGAAAAAUUAUUUGACUCCAAGUGCGCUUAAUACGGAUGAUACUUUCUCUUCGUCAUUCGAUACAGCUGCAAAACACAGAAGGUUACUUAAUGGGAUUGCAUGCUUAAAGGGUCAUAAAGCGGACAAGAUGAACAGAACAAAGUUUCCUUGCACUACUUGUGGAACACAAUUCCAAACAUUUAAAAAUUUGUGCAUACACGAGCGCACCUAUCGCCAAACAGCCACAGAAAAGUGUAACGUUUGUAACACGAUGUUUUCCACUAAAAGAUUCUUACAGUUUCACAUGCUUGCUACUCAUGUGCCUUCGUGUUCGGUGAACUACAAAUUCUUUUGUAAGUUCUGCAAUCAAGGAUUUGUUAAGAAACAGAGUCUUCAAAUUCACGAACGACACUUGCAUAUUGGGCAAGAUUCUAGGCUGGUGCUGAAUUCCGAUUGUGUUGUGGAAGAUAAACCAAUCUGCAAUAUAUGUCAUUUGUUAUUCGAAUCCUACGAACGUUUAGUCGAGCACAACACGUAUUAUUACAAGGGCAAUGAUUUUUUAUGCGCAAUAUGUGGUAAGUCGUUUCAAGGAAUGUACAAGUUUUAUCAUCACAACAAGUUGGAGCAUUAUCCGGACGAACCAUCGAAAUUGUACCCUUACAAAUGCGAUACUUGUAACGAAGGCUUCAGCUACGAAUCACAUCUCCACGCACAUAGGCUACACGUUCAUUCGCACGAUUCGCCAGCUGACAAAACGCGCGACCGCGAUACAUCGGAUCAGACUUUUCGCGUGUGUUCAUAAUUCUUUGGAUAAAUUAAGAUAAUCAUAAAAUAAAAGCAUAGAGAAUAUUUAAUUCUUCGAUUUAUAGGUCGUUUGAAAAUCAAUUUUCACGGUACUAUACUGAAGAAUCGGCCUAGAUUGAGACGUACAAUAAACACGCCAAGUACACAUACACAUACGAAGCAAAUGAUUUCAAAGUGUCCUUUAAGUCAUGUAUUCGCAUUUUCCAUGACACGCAUGAAAUGUAUCGAUAUUUGUUGAAAUAUAAUUUACAAGACAAAUCAACGCUUCUGACCUAAUACGAACUGCGCUCGGCUUAAACAUCGAGCAUUGAGUGAAGUUUGGGUGUCAGCCGUAGGCGCUUCCUGUUCAUUGUUUGCGAUGGUCUCAGUUUGUUGAAGCAGAAUAUGUCAAGCAUUCGCUAGACGAACAGCCAGAAAACGAGUGAACUAGAUAUUCCAUACUGUCUCUAACUUUAUUUAAUAUACAUCGUUUUGUUCCCAUAAGAGAUAAAGAGAUCUAAUCGCGUUAUUGUAUCGUUUACUAAGUGUCGCUUGAAACAGCUUAAUGAAAAUUAUGAUAGAUCGAGUAAUAAAUUUGUCUGCUUUUCUUUGAACGCGUUAUAUUUAUGUGCUUUCAUAUACGUAUAUGUUUCCGUGUGUGUGUGUGUGUGUGUGUGUGUGUGUGUGUGUGUGUGUGUGUGUGUGUGUGUGUGUGUGUGUGUGUGUGUGUGUGUGUGUGUGUGUGUGUGUGUGUGUGUGUGUGUGUGUGUGUGUGUGUGUGUGUGUGUGUGUGUGUGCAUGCGUGCGUGCAUGCGUGCGUGCGUGUGUAUUUUAUCAAGUACGUUAAUCACUACCCUAUUUCAUUAUUGUAAAAUUUUUUGUUAAAGGGAGUUUUUCGUUCGACGUGCGCGUUUGCGGAUCUUUAUAUUUUGUAAAUUGUUUUUGGUCAGCCUAAAUGUUUGAAGAAGUUAGAAAAUAAAUGAAGCGAGGGUAAGUAAAUGUUGCAAUUUCUUUUCUUAAUUGGCCUGAUAUUCGUCAUUUUUCUUUUAUUGCAAUGUUUAUUCGCUAUAAUUAUUCGUUUAAACGUCCGCUCAGUAUAAUAAUUAUAACAUCCGUUAAAAAAUGAACAAACCUAAUUGUUUGUUCGACCAAUCGCGGGGAGACGUAGUCGCUAGGAGAGACGUCAACGGGAGUCGUAAAUUCCCGUUACGAUUAUAACAAUCGACACCACGACUUGAUCGAUCCCCUGAUUUCCGUUGAGAUAAUAGGGGUGAUUGAGUUUGUAUAACACUGUGAUUCACAGAAUUAUAAAUUAUAUAUUUCCAACACUUAGAUUACACUGAUGAGCAUAGAUAGAUAGAUAAUCACUUAUCGCACGAAGAUAAGAUAGAUAUGUACGUUAGAGCAGGGCUCUUAUAAUUGGAUUUAAUGUAUUAGUGGACGUAGCACUAUAAGAUAUUUAGGAGAGGAAAUGUAUGCUCGACAAUACCGAGACCGACUCUCGCGUUAUGCUUAGACUGCCCCGAUAGGCAUUAGCGUUAGACUUAGUAGUUGACUUUUCCAACGAUGUAGAAGAAGUGAAGUUGAGUGACGAUGCUGUGUCGGAGGAAAGCUAGUGAUCGGUGUGUCUAGCGCACGGGAUCAUCGGAUUUGUUCAUACCAUUUUAGGUCAGGAAGUGAGGGCAGUAUACAUUGCCUCGGAUUGGACAAACGAAGGUUGGUGGACUAGGAAGGGUCUUAACCGCCCUCGAUAGAAAGUUGCUAGUAGGAAGCAUCGUACGUGAGAAAAACUAACUUUCCCGUGUCAAGCCGUAGUAAACAAUAGUCUUUGGAAACUGAUUUAGAAAAGACAUUUGUUGGGUCUGAAGGACCUUAGCAGGCAAGUGACUCGGGUUUAUGACGGGUGCUUAAGGCUAUUGAGGGUACGCCGUACGGAAGAGCGGACAUCUGGUGUCCGUCUGGCCCGCGGUGUGUGACCUGGGCCAGGCAGAGAAUCGCCCAGCGCAACACUAAUAAUGAAUCUGAUAUUGAGAUUAAAAAAAAAUUCAUUUCGUUUAUCACACGUGGAAUGAUUAUAUGAUAAGUUUCAUAUUUGACAGAUGACUAAUUGAAAUAUGGAUCGUAAUUACAAUUUUCAUUAUGAGAUGAUAUAUUUACUUACCCAGCUAUCGAUUAAUAACGUCGAAUGAUAAUUGUACGGGAACGAUAUUGCUUUGUAAUGUGCAAUUAAACUAUUACGUUAAAUAUUCAGUAAAUAAAUAUUUCAAUUUCCAUCACAGUGUCGGUCGUACAAUACGAUAAUCGAGAGGAACAUGAGACCAAGAACGAUAUGUAUCGCUAUGAAAGCGCGAAUUAAAAUUGUCGUAUUAGAAUUUCUAUAAAGAAAUAAGAAUUGACGUUUAUAUCACAGAAUAGUUGCAGCGCGUAAUCGAAUAAAUUGGUUGUUCCA